Papaver somniferum (opium poppy) is the source of this 687-nucleotide messenger RNA. RefSeq lists its product as uncharacterized. The record is from RefSeq and is a predicted model, not a curated record. Bases 1 to 687 code for a protein of 228 amino acids. NCBI's taxonomy places the organism in Eukaryota, Viridiplantae, Streptophyta, Magnoliopsida, Ranunculales, Papaveraceae. The transcript has a single exon.
AUGGAAAAUGACUUGAUAUCUAAUGAGGGUUCUUGGAUUUUAAAUUUCACUAGAAAUCUAAAUGAGCAGGAAAUGUUAGAGGUGGAAAAUCUACUUCAGGUUAUUGGUGAUCCUUCUCGUUUAUCUAAUGAAGAUUCUAGACCGUGGCGCUAUGGGGAGGGUUUUUCUGUGGCUAAUGCCUAUGUUGCUCUUGAAACUGGAAGUCUGCUAUCUUUCCCUGCCAAUCAGUUGUGGAAUUCAAAUGUGCCAUUGAAGGUAUCGUUCCUUGUCUGGACUUUAUGUUUUAGUGGUGCUCCAACAUUCGAUUACUUACAUAAUGCUGGUCUUAUCCAAGACCCUAAAUGUGUAUUAUGUGAUGAAUGCUUGGAAACAAAUGAACACUUUUUCCUGCAUUGCAACUUGGUGUUUAAGAUUUGGUCUUAUUUUCUAAAACGUUUUGAGAUCAAUUGGGUAUUAUCUAGAAAUGUCAAGACUAAUCUGUGGGAAUGGGGUGAUAAGUGCCAGAGAAGAUCAAGAAACAAAAAGAAGAAAAUCUGGAGCAUUCUUCCAUUUUCUAUUUGGUGGUGUAUCUGGACUGAAAGAAAUGCAAGAGUCCAUAAUAAUUUGUUGAAGGAUUUAGAUCAACUCAUUACAGAUGUUAAAUGUUUAAUGUUCAACUGGGGACUGAAAUCUCAAUUAUUCCCUUAA